Lates calcarifer (barramundi perch) is the source of this 4462-nucleotide messenger RNA. It is a transcript of the gene sema4d, whose product is annotated as sema domain, immunoglobulin domain (Ig), transmembrane domain (TM) and short cytoplasmic domain, (semaphorin) 4D. Bases 632 to 3280 code for a protein of 882 amino acids. NCBI's taxonomy places the organism in Eukaryota, Metazoa, Chordata, Actinopteri, Centropomidae. Gene Ontology annotation, biological process: negative regulation of transcription by RNA polymerase II; negative chemotaxis; axon guidance. The record is from RefSeq and is a predicted model, not a curated record. The transcript has 17 exons. Gene Ontology annotation, molecular function: chemorepellent activity; semaphorin receptor binding.
UGGCUGUUUUUGUUUUUUUUUGUGCACUCAGAGACUCCACCGCUGUCGUGCGUUAAAGUGAAACAGCCCUUUAAUGAGAGCAGUGUCUCUCCACCCUUUGCAGCUUCUCGUGCUCUGUUUUGUUUUUUUGUUUUUUUUUUUGCCCACUGUUUAUCGUGCAAGAUAGAGGAGAGACAGACCGGAGGAGGAAGAGUGAAAGAGAGAGAGAGAGAGAGGGAGAGAGAGCAGCAUGACCAGGGAGUGAGGAGGGAGGAGGUGGCAGACUGCUAGAUGAUCAUAUUCUAUUUUUUUUUCUCAUCUGUCAUGCAAACCACUGGUGACUUUCCCAGUAAUGACAGUGUGACUGAGUCGGGUUUAAGGAGCCUCUCCUACAGCGUUCUUCUUUCUCAACCUGCAGGAUCUUCCCACUCAGAUUAUGACCGCUGUUGUGACUUUAGCCUCUGGGCCUUUCCUUCAACCAUUUCCAACUGUGUGAAGAAAAGUGAAAAGAAAUUUUAAUGUAUCAGUAUUCGCUAGCCGACGCCAUGACGGACAACUUGAGGAUUUUAUAAUUCUCUCCGGAGGAAGAGCGUCGCGUCUUGUAAGGAGCCACAGAGGAAACUUUACAGUUCCAAAGUUGUCAGAGUCUAAUAUGGGAUUUGGCGUGCUGGGAGUUUUCCUGGGGCUGCUGCUGGAGGUCUCUACCCACGGACCCCAUGCUGUGCCCAGAACUUCCUGGAGACACCAAGAUUUAGAUCUGAUGGAGUUUUCAGAGCCUGGGAUCUUCAACUACUCUACGUUGUUGCUGAAUGAGAAGAGGGAUGCACUGUAUGUGGGAGCCAGGGAGGCCAUCUUUGAGCUCAGCAAGAAGAAUGUGACUGUCAGAAACAACAAGGUUGAAUGGACAGUUGCAGAAAGCCCCAUGAUGAUGUGCACACUUAAAGGAAAAUCAAAAGAGAGGGAUUGUCUAAACUACAUUCGAGUGCUCCAACUCGUAGACGACGAGCAGCUGUAUGUCUGUGGCACAUAUGCCUUUCAACCUCAGUGUGAUUACUUGAACCUUGCUGACUUUUCAUUGAAUGGCCGACCUGAAGAUGGCAGGGGAAAAUGCUCCUUUGACCCCUCACAAAGCUUUACCACUGUCAUGGUUGAUGGAGCGCUGUACUCAGGAACAGCUUAUAACUUCUUAGGCAGUGAACCAAUCAUUUCCAGAUACUCUCCACACCAGUCCCUGUUAAGGACAGAGUACUCCACAUCAUGGCUCAAUGAGCCCAGUUUUGUUUAUGCCGACGUAAUCAGAGAAGGGAGAAACAGAGCAUAUGGUGAGGACGACAAAAUCUAUUACUUCUUCACGGAGGUGUCAGUGGAGUACGAAUUUUUUGGCAAGCUGCUCAUCCCCAGGGUGGCGCGCGUCUGUAAGGGCGACCUUGGGGGGCAGCGCACUCUGCAAAAGAAAUGGACAUCCUUUCUAAAAGCCAAACUUGUGUGCUCCAUGCCUGAGCUCAACUUUGUCUUCAACGUCGUGCACGAUGUCUUCAUCCUGAAGGAGUCAGACUGGAGGGACACCGUCAUCUACGGCGUCUUUACCUCCCAGUGGGGUAAUGUGGGCCUGUCAGCUGUGUGUGCCUAUAACAUGACUGCAGUGGAAGAUGUCUUCUCCAAGGGCAAGUACAUGCAGAAGGCCACAGUGGAGCAGUCCCACACUAAGUGGGUGCGGUACAAUGGCAUCACUCCUUCCCCACGUCCUGGAGCAUGUAUUAACAACGUGAUGCGACAACAGAACAUUACCAGCUCUCUCCACCUGCCAGACAAGACCCUUCAGUUUGUUAAGGACCACCCCCUGCUGGAGGAUCCCAUCCUGCCCAUCGGCAACGGGCCUCGCCUCAUCACCAAAGACGUCAACUACACUCAGAUCGUUGUAGAGAGGGUCCGAGCGCUCGACGGGAACAUUUAUGAUGUGAUCUUCACUGGAACAGAUAAGGGAGUCCUGCACAAGUCAGUGGUGUUUGAAGGAGACGUUCACAUUGUGGAAGAGAUCCAGCUCCUGAAGAACCAAGAGCCCAUCAAGAACUUACUGCUGUCCUCAGAGACACGAUCCCUGUAUGCCGGCUCAGACUGGGGCGUCGUCCAGUCACCCACAGCCUUCUGCAGCAGGUAUCCGUCCUGCAGCGACUGUGUCCUGGCACGAGACCCCCACUGCGCCUGGGACCGUCACACCUCUGCCUGCGUCAAUAUCCUUGAUGCUCCCAACCAACGAUCCAGGAAGUUAAUCCAGAACCUGAAUGGUGACGCAGACAAGUGUCCUACAGUGCCAGGUCUGUCUCUGAAGGACUACCAGCAUGUGACAGUGAAACCGGGGAGCUCUGUUGAGCUGCCGUGCCUGGUACACUCCAACCUAGCCCAGGUGAUGUGGAAAUCCAACAGCUCGGUUCUCACCGAGGCCUCUCGCUUCCACCUCAUAGGCGAAAAUGGUCUCCUUAUUUACAGCGUGGCUCCAGAGGAUCAAGGUCACUACGAGUGCUGGUCUGUGGAAUGGGCCCCCGCCGUCGGAAAGAACUUCAGCCGCCUCCUGGCCGGAUACAUCCUCAGUCUGGAUCUCCCGCCCAGACCGCCACAGCAGGCGGGUCACGUGACCACCACCCUCAGCAACCAGGAGACAUCUAGCACACAUACCGCUGAAGGUAAUGUUGAGACAGACAGAGACCCACUAACUUCAGCCCUUGCCCCUCCCAGCUUCACAGCCACAGUCCUGUUCACCUCCCCACCCCAGACUGACUCAUCACUAACCCCACCCCCCAGCAGCACAAUCAAAUUCCAGCCAAAACAUCUUCCAAGCUCCAAUGCUCCCCGCCCAGACAGCCGGGACCCAGCAGCCGAGUAUUUGCAGCACAACAACAGCAUUGCCCUCCUCUUCCUCUUCCUCCUGUUCUUCCUCCUCUUCUUGGCUGCACUGGCCUACAACUGCUACAUGCAGUACCUCCCGGCUCCCUGCCUGCGCAUGCGAGCCGCUCUGCUGGGCAGUCACAAGAGCACCCAUCAGCCCGAGUACCGGGCCUGUGAGGCAGGUCUGAUGGAAGCACCGGCAAGCGACAAAAUCAACAUGACGGAGCAGCCAACGCAGAACGGCAGCCAAACCACCCAAAACCUGCGGGCGCUCCGCGACACCGGGUACGAGACCGAGCCGGAGUGCGGCAACGGCCGGAUCCCUUCUCACAGCUUCGGGGACGACAGCCCGUCCCAGGAGAAACCCUUCGAUGUGGACUGUGAAUCUCAGCCCAUCCAGUUCGCAGACGCAGAUUAACCUUACUGCUAGUCACAAGCCUCUGAUCUGCUUCUGUCUCUCAGCACAGAGACGAUUUAUAAGGGGGUCACGCUCUUGCUUCGUAUUCCCACGACUUGCAAGUCUAAGUGGCGUCCUCUAUAUGGAAGUACAUUCAGUGUACAGCAUCGAGUGGUUUAAUCAUUACGAGGCUUAAGUCAGGCGUCCCACCUGCCUGUAGAGAUUUAACUCCUGCUGUCUGAUUUAGGGCUUUUGAUGUUAAAGCAAAACUGUACUCAUGAAAGCUGCACCCUCUUAGGCUUAGUCCAGCAAGUAAAGCUAUUCCUUAAAUUCCAAACUGGAAACAUUGUUUACCAAAUUGGUAAGUUACUGUGAUGUUUUCCAAAUUGGAAUCAUGUUUUUGUACAGCCUGGGUGGAUCUCUUAAAGCUUUUUGCGUCUUUUUUUUUCUUUUUCAAAGCAAUGUGUUGGCUAUUGGACUUGGGUAAAUGCUUCAACAUUACAGUGAUUUCUCAGGGAAGAUUUGCUCAGUACGUUGUAGCCUUGCGUUGUUGUACAGUGUUGCCAUCUGCAGCACCUAGUAUGUGGGCCUUAAUCUCACCCAGUGAGGUGGCAGUGUAGGGCUUGAAGGUCAGAAAGAGAGAGAAAAACGUGGAAUAAAUCAAACCACUGUGUUCUGUAGAGUCGUCCUGAAUGACAAUGUCAAAUCUCUGUAUUUUUUUUUUUUUCUCCUCCCUGUGACAUGGACAUUCCUACACGAAUACAACUCUCGAGGUCCUGUGUAUUAACCUCUACUAGUCAACCUCCCUUAUGUGGUUUGUUAACAACAGAAAUAUGUGCAGUGUGACAUCAGUCAUCACUUAUUGUUUUUCUAAAACAGCCCUGGAAACAAUCUGAAGUAUUUUUUAUAUUAUUUUUAUUAAGUCCUCAGUUUUAGAACAUUUGAAGAGAAUUAUUAUUUAAGAUGAGUCACAGCUGUGGUAAUAUCAUUUUGUCCAUUGUGUAAGUAGUUGUAAUUUUCCUCUUUUGUUUUUAUUUCAUUUUAUUUAUUGCAGCAAUUUGGUUUUCAGACCCUAGCCCUCAUUCAUUAGUCUUCCCUUUGUCUGUUUUGCAUGUCCUCCCUGGUUUAGAUUUCCUAUUUUCCUCAACGCUCUCUUUUUUCCACCACUCCCUCCCUCACAGCCUCCUCUCCUGUCGACACUUC